Messenger RNA from Racocetra fulgida, 264 nucleotides. The record is from the annotation of a GenBank genome assembly. Lineage: Eukaryota; Fungi; Glomeromycota; Glomeromycetes; Diversisporales; Gigasporaceae.
GCAGAAUGCGAAUACGAAUUAAAUAUAUACUUAACUUCUAUUUUAGAAGAACUUAUUACCGAAAAAAGCCAAGAAAUAAAUACCAUCGAUCAAAUUAUGAAAAAUCAAAAAGGCGUUGGAAGUCAUUUAAAAUGGUGUAAAAAAUGCAAUACGACCAAUAUAGAUAAUAAAAAACGUACUUGUCCUAACUGUAAUGAAAAAUUGGAUACAUUAGCUGCCUUACAAGCCGAAUCAGCUAAUGAAUUAAUUCAGCUUCUUAUUUAG